AUGUAUGAGAACCAAGGAGAACCAGAAGGUGACUACAGAGUACAUUUCAGAAAUCUGGAGGAGUUUAAAAGUAAUCCUAGUUGGAGGAUUAAGCAAAUCAAAGAUAGGGUGCUGGUCUGGGAUUAUGGGAAGGCUGUGAUGAAGUAUAAUUCAAGGUCUGGUUGUAAUGCGGUAGUAGAUGGUAUUGAUCAGCCUGAGCCUCCCUUGUUUAUGAGGAUGUUCAUUUGUUUAAUGCCUUUGAAAUAUGGUUUCUUGAGAGGUUGUCGGCCAAUCAUUGGGGUGGAUGGCUGCCACCUGAAAGGUGCUUACCAAGGUCAAAUUUUAGCAGUAGUGUCCAAGGAUGGGAACAACAACAUCUAUCCUAUAGCUUGGGCAACUGUUGAGAUUGAAAACAGGAAAACUUGGGAAUGGUUUUUGGAAUCAUUAAUGCAGAAAAUUGGAAGUGCGGGUGGUUUUGGAUUCACCUUCAUGUCAGACAGGCAGAAGGUAAAUAGAUUGGUUGAAGCUCUAGCUGCAAUAGUUCCAAAGGCUGAGACAAGGUUCUAUGUCAGGCAUAUUUGGGCAAAUUUCAAGCUGAGGUUCACUAGCUCUGUCUUCAAAGAACUUUUUUGGAGUGCUGCUAGAGUAACUACAUAUGUAUUUAUUAGAGAUGCUAGAGACAAACCUAUCCUCACCCAGAUGGAAUGGAUGAGGAGGUACAUGAUGAAAAGGAACAAUGAGAAGUGGGAGGACUCAAAGCUAAUCACAAGCAACUUGACUCCAUAUAUUGGGAAGCUAUUUCAAAGGAUGAGUUAUGUGUCUAGGAAUUGCAUUGUUCAAGCUGCUAGGGAUGCAACUUAUGAAGUGCGGCUCAAGGAUGACCAGGUUCUAGUUGAUUUGGGAAAUGGAACCUGUAGUUAUUAUCAUUGGCAGCUUACAGGCAUUCCAUGUGUGCAUGCAUGCAUGCAAGACCAAAGGUAUGAUGUUGGGCAGUAUGUCCAUCCUUAUUACAGCAUGAACAACUACAGGAGGGCUUAUGAGCCUAUAAUACAACCAAUGUCAGGCCCCAAACAUUGGGAGAGAGUGAAAAUGAGGGAACCUCAACCACCAGCUUUCAAAGUGCAACCAGGAAGACCAAAAUUAAAGAAAAGAAAACUGGAGCAUAGGAAGGGAACAUUUGCAGAUGGGAACAACAGAGCAAAAAUAGGAAGAUCAGUGUAG
Molecule: messenger RNA, 1200 nt
Organism: Chenopodium quinoa (quinoa)
Lineage: Eukaryota; Viridiplantae; Streptophyta; Magnoliopsida; Caryophyllales; Amaranthaceae
Exons: 4
Coding region: 1-1200 (399 amino acids)
Source: RefSeq, a predicted model, not a curated record